UAGCCGGGAAGGGAUGGAGCCCGAGGCUGGCGACGACCGCCUGGCCUUCCGCAGUCUCCACAGCGACCCCGGAGAGAUGAAGCUGCGGAAGAGGAGGUCCACCCUGUACAUGAGCGCGCAGGAGAAGCGCUCUCGGCGUCGCGAUCUUCUUGGAGAAAACAUUUACCUGGUCCUGUUUACCAUUGCUUUGCGAAUAGUUAACUGCUUCUUAGUCCAAACAAGCUUUGUUCCCGAUGAAUACUGGCAGUCUCUUGAAGUCGCACACCGCAUGGUUUUCAGUUAUGGUUAUUUGACCUGGGAAUGGACAGAGAGAUUGAGGGGCUACACUUACCCUUUAAUCUUUGCAAGCAUCUACAAGAUUCUGCAUCUUUUGGGAAAGGACAGUGUUCAAUUACUGAUCUGGCUUCCCAGACUUGCCCAAGCUCUGCUGUCUGCUCUAGCGGAUGUAAGGCUUUACUCGCUCAUGAAGCAGCUGGAAAAUCGGGAAGUGGCACAAUGGGUGUUUUUUUGCCAGCUGUGUUCUUGGUUCACGUGGUAUUGCUGUACCCGAACCCUCACAAACACCAUGGAGGCUACUCUCACUGCACUCGCCCUUUUCUACUAUCCUCUGCAAGGCUCAAGGUCCACGGACAGUGUCAAGUACUCGCUGCUGGUUGCCCUUGCCUGCAUAGUCCGCCCCACAGCACUUAUCCCAUGGGUGCCAUUACUCUUCAGACAUUUCUACCAAGAACAGAGGAAGCUCCAUCUGACUCUGCAUCAUUUUUUACCUGUAGGAUUUAUAACCUUCAGUUUGUCUCUGAUAAUUGAUCGUAUCUUUUUUGGCCAAUGGACACUGGUCCAAUUCAAUUUUUUGAAAUUUAAUGUGCUGCAGAAUUUGGGGACAUUUUAUGGCUCUCAUCCAUGGCACUGGUACUUCAGCCAAGGGUUUUUAGUUGUCCUGGGAACCCACUUACCCUUCUUUAUUCACGGCUGCUUCCUGGCCCCAAGGAGGCUCCACAUACUACUGCUGACCGUGCUGUGGACACUGCUGGUGUAUAGCAUGUUGGGCCACAAAGAAUUCAGGUUCAUCUACCCAGUUUUACCAUUUUGCAUGGUGUUCUGUGGAUACUCACUAGCUCACCUGAAGGCAUGGAGGAAGGCAGCUCUGAGUUUCCUGCUUUUGUCCAAUGUGCUGCUGGCCCUGUACACUGGCCUAGUCCACCAGAGAGGCACACUGGAUGUCAUGAAUCACAUUCAGCAAUUCUGCCCAAGAGGUCCUGACCCCGCUUCAGUCUCAGUGUUCAUGAUGAUGCCCUGCCACUCCACUCCUUACUACAGCCAUGUCCACUGCCCACUGCCCAUGCGGUUUCUCCAGUGCCCCCCAGACUUGACUGGGGAAACACAGUAUCUUGAUGAGGCAGCUGUGUUCUACCUGAGCCCCUUAAACUGGCUGUACCAAGAGUUCCACAGCAACGCCUCACUCCCCUCUGUCUUGGUCACCUUCAGUGUUCUGGAGAAGGAGAUCCAUGCCUUCCUCACUUCCGGGAACUAUGAGAGGACUGCUAUUUUCUUCCACACUCACUGGCCAGAAGGUCGAACUGGAAGUCACAUACACAUCUACGAACGAAGGUUAACCAGCAGAGUCAACACAGGAGGGAUCUGAACUGUGAGGACUCCUACAGAGUUGGCACAGCUGAGGGAAACUGCAGGUGACUCGUGGAGUGAGCAGGAAGCCACUGGGGACAGCUGUACCGUGUACUGUACUGAGGCACACAACAUUAUUAAUACGACGCCAGACUUUGAAAGAGACCUUUAGUUUUCCUCACGGAGUUUAUUGUUUCUUCCAUAGCAUUCAGGUGUGCAAGAGAGUUCACAAGAACAAGCCAGCAAGCUCUUCACACGCCAACAGGCUCUUGAACCCACAGAGAGACAAAAGCAUGAGAGCAGAAACUGUCAGAGCAGAGGCCCAUCUCAGCUCACUCCUCAAGCCCUACUGCACACUAACGAUAGCAGGCGC
Acomys russatus (golden spiny mouse) is the source of this 1996-nucleotide messenger RNA. RefSeq names its product phosphatidylinositol glycan anchor biosynthesis class B (gene Pigb). Gene Ontology annotation, molecular function: alpha-1,2-mannosyltransferase activity. The record is from RefSeq and is a predicted model, not a curated record. Gene Ontology annotation, biological process: GPI anchor biosynthetic process. The transcript has 12 exons. Bases 14 to 1642 code for a protein of 542 amino acids. Lineage: Eukaryota; Metazoa; Chordata; Mammalia; Rodentia; Muridae. Gene Ontology annotation, cellular component: endoplasmic reticulum membrane.